Medioppia subpectinata is the source of this 210-nucleotide messenger RNA. The record is from the annotation of a GenBank genome assembly. Lineage: Eukaryota; Metazoa; Arthropoda; Arachnida; Sarcoptiformes; Oppiidae.
AUGAUGUCAGUGAAUGAGCAAUCACGGGCGGCGCCCAUACAUCUGUGCGACACGUUUAGUCAUUUUGAUGCCACUGUAGAGUCCGAUUCGUACCGAUCUUUCCGUUUACUCAAGUACUACAUGUCGGCCCGUUUGGAGAGGACUGAGACUCCGGCCGUACUUUGCAUUUCCGCUUUCUUGUGGUUUGGUUUCCUAAGCCAGAGGUUUACC